Canis lupus familiaris (dog) is the source of this 5519-nucleotide messenger RNA. It is a transcript of the gene GRM4, whose product is annotated as glutamate metabotropic receptor 4. The transcript has 11 exons. Gene Ontology annotation, cellular component: membrane. Gene Ontology annotation, molecular function: adenylate cyclase inhibiting G protein-coupled glutamate receptor activity. Gene Ontology annotation, biological process: regulation of synaptic transmission, glutamatergic; G protein-coupled glutamate receptor signaling pathway. Bases 463 to 3201 code for a protein of 912 amino acids. The record is from RefSeq and is a predicted model, not a curated record. Lineage: Eukaryota; Metazoa; Chordata; Mammalia; Carnivora; Canidae.
CGCGGCCGCCGCCGCCUCCCGGCGCCCCCGGGGCAGGCGGGAGCGCAACCGACCCCUCGCCGCGGCUCAGACCUCGCCGGCGCGCGGUUGGUAGGAGGAGAGCAUUGAAGCUGUUUUCUCCUUGAUGCCAAGAUACGUGAAGCUAGGAGCACUCUCUUUUCACAUUCAUCCGUCAAGAACAGGCCCGCAGAACGUGAGGACCAAGACUAGAGCUUUGCUGCUCCCUGGCCACUCCCUGCUGCCUGUGGGAAUGGCCCAUGUCAGCAACUGAGCACUGCCUGAGUGGCGAGGAGCACCAGCAUGGGUGACCCCAUUGGCUGCCCUCAGCCACCCUGCUGCUGAAGCAGCCCUGGAGAGACUUGUGGGGGCUGCCCUGCCCAUGCUCACCCAGGCUGUGGGGCCAGGGGCCUGCCAAGGCUAGGAGUGGGGCCUGCCCUUCAUGGGUCUCUAGGGAUUUCCGAGAUGCCUGGGAAGACAGGCUGGGGCUGGUGGUGGGCCCGGCUGCCUCUUUGCCUGCUCCUUAGCCUUUAUGGCCCCUGGGUGCCUUCCUCCCUGGGGAAGCCCAAGGGCCACCCCCACAUGAAUUCCAUUCGCAUAGAUGGGGACAUCACACUGGGCGGCCUGUUCCCAGUGCACGGUCGGGGUUCAGAGGGCAAGGCCUGUGGAGAACUUAAGAAGGAGAAGGGCAUCCAUCGGCUGGAGGCCAUGCUCUUUGCCCUGGAUCGCAUCAACAAUGACCCGGACCUGCUGCCCAACAUCACGCUGGGCGCCCGCAUUCUGGACACCUGCUCGAGGGACACCCAUGCCCUCGAGCAGUCCCUGACCUUUGUGCAGGCGCUCAUCGAGAAGGAUGGCACAGAGGUCCGCUGUGGCAGUGGCGGCCCCCCCAUCAUCACCAAACCGGAACGUGUGGUCGGUGUCAUCGGUGCUUCAGGGAGCUCUGUCUCCAUCAUGGUGGCCAACAUCCUUCGCCUCUUCAAGAUCCCCCAGAUCAGCUACGCCUCCACAGCCCCCGACCUGAGUGACAACAGCCGCUACGACUUCUUCUCCCGUGUGGUCCCGUCGGACACGUACCAGGCCCAGGCCAUGGUGGACAUCGUCCGUGCCCUCAAGUGGAACUACGUGUCCACGCUGGCCUCGGAAGGCAGCUAUGGUGAGAGUGGUGUGGAGGCCUUCAUCCAGAAGUCCCGGGAGGAUGGGGGCGUGUGCAUCGCGCAGUCAGUGAAGAUACCGCGGGAACCCAAGCCUGGGGAGUUUGACAAGAUCAUCCGUCGCCUCCUGGAGACCUCAAACGCCAGGGCGGUCAUCAUCUUUGCCAAUGAGGAUGACAUCAGGCGUGUGCUAGAGGCGGCACGGAAGGCCAACCAGACAGGCCACUUCUUCUGGAUGGGCUCGGACAGCUGGGGCUCUAAGAGCACACCGGUGCUGCACCUGGAGGAGGUGGCUGAGGGUGCAGUCACUAUCCUCCCCAAGAGGAUGUCUGUGCGAGGCUUCGACCGCUACUUCUCCAGCCGCACGCUGGACAACAACCGGCGCAACAUCUGGUUUGCCGAGUUCUGGGAGGACAAUUUCCACUGCAAGCUGAGCCGCCACGCGCUCAAGAAGGGCAGCCACGUCAAGAAGUGCACCAACCGAGAACGCAUUGGGCAGGACUCAGCAUAUGAGCAGGAGGGGAAGGUGCAGUUUGUGAUCGAUGCUGUGUAUGCCAUGGGCCAUGCGCUGCACGCCAUGCACCGUGACCUGUGUCCCGGCCGCGUGGGUCUCUGCCCCCGCAUGGACCCCGUGGAUGGCACCCAACUGCUCAAGUACAUCCGCAGUGUCAACUUCUCAGGCAUCGCAGGGAACCCUGUGACCUUCAAUGAGAACGGAGACGCCCCUGGGCGCUAUGACAUCUACCAGUACCAGUUGCGCAAUGGCUCUGCUGAGUAUAAGGUCAUCGGCUCCUGGACUGACCACCUGCACCUCAGAAUAGAGCGGAUGCACUGGCCAGGGAGUGGGCAGCAGCUGCCCCGCUCCAUCUGCAGCCUGCCCUGCCAGCCGGGUGAGCGGAAGAAGACAGUGAAGGGCAUGCCCUGCUGCUGGCACUGUGAGCCCUGCACGGGGUACCAGUAUCAGGUGGAUCGCUACACCUGUAAGACCUGUCCGUAUGACAUGCGGCCCACGGAGAACCGCACAGGCUGCCGGCCCAUCCCCAUCAUCAAGCUUGAGUGGGACUCGCCUUGGGCUGUGCUGCCCCUCUUCCUGGCGGUGGUGGGCAUCGCUGCCACACUUUUCGUGGUGGUCACCUUCGUGCGCUACAAUGACACACCCAUCGUCAAGGCCUCAGGCCGUGAGCUGAGCUACGUGCUGCUGGCCGGCAUCUUCCUGUGCUACGCCACCACCUUCCUCAUGAUCGCUGAGCCUGACCUGGGGACCUGCUCUCUGCGCCGGAUCUUCCUGGGGCUGGGCAUGAGCAUCAGCUAUGCGGCCCUGCUCACCAAGACCAACCGCAUCUACCGAAUCUUCGAGCAGGGCAAGCGGUCGGUCAGUGCUCCGCGCUUCAUCAGCCCUGCCUCACAGCUGGCCAUCACCUUCAGCCUCAUCUCCCUGCAGCUGCUCGGCAUCUGUGUGUGGUUUGUGGUGGACCCCUCCCACUCGGUGGUAGACUUCCAGGACCAGCGGACGCUCGACCCCCGCUUUGCCAGGGGCGUGCUCAAGUGCGACAUCUCAGACCUGUCGCUCAUCUGCCUGCUGGGCUACAGCAUGCUGCUCAUGGUCACGUGCACCGUGUACGCCAUUAAGACGCGCGGUGUGCCCGAGACCUUCAACGAGGCCAAGCCCAUUGGCUUCACCAUGUACACCACCUGCAUCGUCUGGCUCGCCUUCAUCCCCAUCUUCUUUGGCACCUCGCAGUCGGCAGACAAGCUGUACAUCCAGACCACGACGCUGACGGUCUCGGUGAGUCUGAGCGCCUCGGUGUCCCUGGGGAUGCUCUACAUGCCCAAGGUCUACAUCAUCCUCUUCCACCCGGAGCAGAAUGUGCCCAAGCGCAAGCGCAGCCUCAAAGCUGUUGUCACCGCCGCCACCAUGUCCAACAAGUUCACACAGAAGGGCAGCUUCCGGCCCAAUGGUGAGGCCAAGUCUGAGCUCUGCGAGAACCUCGAGACGCCAGAUGGUGAGACCGAAGCUCCGCUGAAGGACUCUGGGGCCCCUGGCUUGUAGCUGAGGGCCGAAUGCGCUUCCAGGUUCUGGAACCCAAGGACUGGAUUUUCUGUUGGAGACAGCUCUGGUCUUAGAGGGACAGCAGGGCCCAAGUGUCCCACACCUCCUCACCACUUUGUCUCCUCCUGCCUGCCUGCCUCGUUGCCCCUGCCCUCGGGUGCCCGUUGCCCUGCAGCUGGUGGAGGUUUUGCUGCUUCUGCUGCAGUGUUCCUUCACCUCUGAGCCACAGCUGCUGACGGCUUUACAGGUUUGGAAACUCCAUUUUAUCAGUUCACCCAGGGGGUGAUGGAGCCCUGGGGAACUGAUUCUCACCGGCCUGGCCUGCAGCUCGUGAUUCACAGAGCCGGCUCUUUUUCUGACCGCGCUGGAGAGAGCAGGGUGGAGAUGUGGGGCUGUGGGGAGCCCCUUGGGGAAAGAAGUCUGGGCAAAAAAGGGUGCUCUCAUGUUGUGGGUGGGGAAACUGAGGCCUGGCAGGGCAGGAGCUGCCAGAGGUCACAGAGGGAGGGAGCUAGAGGCUUCUGUCCCCAGAGUGCUGAUCUGUGCACUCUCCCGCCUCCCUUUCAGCACCUCUACCCUCGUGGCCUGGCUCCUGUGCCCAAGUGUGCCAGCCCAGUCCCCUUCUGGGUGCUCCCCUCUCAAAAACAGCCCCGUCCAUGGUCCUUCUUCCCUCCCGGUCAGCUGGCACCCUGGAGGCACAUGGGUCAUUUUAGAAACGAAGGGGGCACGUCUUGGCACACUGUGAGGUGCCGGGCUCUUACCCUCUUCUGAAGUCGCAGCGCCCGUCUCCUCCCAUUGUACCUAUCCGGGUGGCACCGCAGACUCGCAACUUCCUGGCUGCUGCCCAGCCAAGUGAUUGUUCAUGUUCUGCUUGAAUAUUUCAAGUAGGGAACUGAGCCACCACACAGGGCCACCCUCUCCACGCAGGAGAAAGUUCUUCCUUUAGUGCACCUGGACUCCAUGCCACCCCUGUGCUGCCCCAUUGGCCCUACGUUGUACCCCUCUGCUCACCCCACCCCGACAAGUUUGCUUCUGGCCACACUUGAUGGGCCCUCUGGGAGUUGGGCCCAGCACCCUGCCUAUGUUGGUGGGCUUCCAGCUACACGGGUGCAGUGGGUGAGCAGGAUCAGGAACCGGGUUUCUUCAUCUUGCUCCGUCAGCUCCCAGGGGGUUGUGUUGGGCUGGUCACUCUGUGUCUGUUCUGCUCACAGAAGGCAGAAGAGAGGAAGUAUAGGAGAAACAGGUUGUUUUUAUCAAAUGACAUGCUGGUUGCACACAGCCCUUUCACUCACAUGCCAUUAGCAGGAAUGUCAUCAAGUGGGGAGUGUGGGAAAUGCAGCCUUAACUGCUGUCCUGCGUCCAGCAAAAAUGGGGUAAAGGGGACCGGAGCCUGCCAUACUGUUCCCCUUGGUGUCCCUGGCCAAGCCUGGUGGAUGCACUCCUUUUCUGAGUAGACAGGCCCUUGAUGGAGCGUCAGGGCAGUUUUGCGCCAGGACUGUCUCCCACCCAGCUUCCUCUGCACACCGGCACUCAGCCCCCAGCUUCCACCCCAGGCAGCAAUCCUGUCUCCACUGAGCUGUCCUGGGCCAUGCAGGGAAACUCUGGGUGUGGACAGGACAAAACCAAGGACCUGGCCAGGGUCCUCACCCCUCUGGCCUCUCAGUGCCUCAUUUGUCACAGGAGGGUGGCACUUACCUGGCCUUGUCAGUAAGCUGCUGUGAGGCCUGAGCCCCAGCCAUAUGGAGGUAGAGGAGACUCGUGCUUCCCAGAAGAGUUGACAUUGUCACCCAGCUGUGGGGGUGGGAGGAGGAAGGCCCCAGGGGGCCGAGGCCGGGAAACAAGGGGUACCCAGACAUGCAGCCCUGGUCCCAGUGGUGGCUGAGUGAGGGCCAGAGCCGACGGCUGCAGAGAGGGGAGACUCAAGGCUGGGGGGAGACAGGGGCACUCAGAAAUGGGAAGUUGGCCACACUGAGGCCUGAUGGAACCUGGAGGCCUUCCGCCUUCCUUGAGUGAGGGGUGGAGGCUGAGUUAGCCAGAGGGCCCGGCUGGUCAACUAGUUGGUGUCUAGCCUCGCAAAGCCCCCCACUCUGGUUCCAUCAUUCAUUCCCUCUGUCCCAGCUGGCUACUCCCUUCCCCUAGGCUGCCAGGCCACGUAUCAUGUCUGUUCUUCGCAUGUGCUCUUCCAGAAUGUGUGCUGUUGACCUGAAAAACUUCUGUUGAUAAUACCUUAAGGCUAUAUAUAUCAAAUAAAAAUGAUUCUCCUCGAGUGUGGUGGAGUCGGGAGGUGGCAGGGGCUUCACUGGGGGUUGGGUUUUGGGGGA